GAAGGAAGGAAGGAAGGAAGGAAGGAAGGAAGGAAGGAAGGAAGGAAGGAAGGAAGGAAAAGGAAAGGGGGUUAAAUCCUCUCCUCAUACACUCUUGAGAAACAGAGGAGGUAGCUAACUGUGCCCCUGCAAGACUCCUCCCCGUCACCACCAUGCCCGGUUUCCUAAAUAAACUCAAGGGCACGGUCAUCAUCAACGACGUGGACGAUGACCAAGUGGAUGGCGGGUCUUCCCAUCCGGUAAAGGAGCGUCGAAAAACAAGAACAAUAAAAGAACAAAACCACAGAAUGAUUUCGUGGACAUGUCACAUGAGGAACGACAGGAGAAGAAGGCGGAGCUGAAGUACAAGAAAAAUCCAACGUGUUUUGAUCGUGUUCCAGCCCGGGAAGAAGGUGAGGUUGAUGUACGUGGUAAUACUCUGUCUGUCGUUGGGUCCUCGGUACCAUAUAUCCUCACUACCUACACCUUCCAUAAGACUGUGGAUGAUAGACGAGGCAUCACCUGUGCCAUUAACAUAUCAUACAGGUUCAACUGCCAGCCAGGGGAAACGGCGGAGGAGAAUGCGUGUCACAUUCUCGGCUGUUGCUACGACACUGUGAAGGGUAGUGACCUCUACGCUCCCACCUGCUUCCACAGCAUCCCUUCAGAGUACGGCUACAUCAUCAACAACACCCAGGACACUGUUGCCCCCAGAUAUAACCCACUCGUGUACAGGCUGGAGAGCAAAGAGGAGCUCUCUCUCAACAUUACUCCCUUGAUGGAAAAGACCAAUUUCAAUACUACAGCCUGGUCCCUGCAGGCGAAGGUUCAGCGUCAGGGGAACGACGUGGUGCGUAUCUUGCUGUGGUGCCCCGAGAACAACACUCACUUUAACGACGACUUCAAACCAGAGAGCGGGAACGACUAUAAACUCGACGUGAUCAUCGAGGAGAAAGAGGGAGACUUUAACAUCACCGUCGUCCGCGUCGCCACGAACGAGACGUUGAUGGAGACGGUGUUUGGGCCCCUGAUCUACGGCGAAAAAUACAUGGAAAUCACCACCAGACUCCCUACCUACCACCUCUACGGUCUUGGCCAGAGAUACAACUACGAACUCAUUCCCAACUUCAAACAACGUGAGUCCUGGGCCCUCUUUAACCGCGAGGAGGACAUCAAGAGCGGGGCGACCUACGGCUCUCAUCCCUUCUACAUGAACUUUGAGAAAUCUGGUAACAUGUUCGGGGUGUACCUCAAGAACUCAGCGCCAGUAGAGGUAGGGGUCGUGCCGGUCCCUGGGGUAGUGUUCCGGGGUGUUGGCGGUGUGCUCGACUUUAGGAUCAUGGCAGGACCUAAACCCAUCGACGUCACCGAACAGUACACGAAAAUGGUGGGAAGGCCGACACUACCGCCACGAUGGUCUCUGGGCUACCACCUCUGCCGCACCACACUCAAUCAAACGGAAUACAACAACACCGUCGAGGUGAUGAAAGAAGCUAAAAUACCCUACGAGAGUGACUGCAUCGACGCCCGUCUUAGCUACCCUGACUCCUUCGCCUCCCUCCCGGCGAAGGAGAAGGAGAAGGUUGACGAAAUGAAGCUCUCUGGCCGCAAGUUCUUCAUGGUUCAAUAUCCCUUCGUUCGUGUGGGGAGUCAAACGUAUAACGAGACAAAAGAUCUGCAUGUCUUUAUGAAGCUAAACGCCACCAUGGACUACUUUGGAUCCGUGAAUAAGACGACGAUGGUUUACCCAGAUUACGUGGAUAACAACACCAUCCACAAAUGGAUGGAUAAUAACCUAAAUAUCACGAACCUUUACAACCUUACCGAUGGGAUUUUACUCUUGAGAAACUCGCCCUUGAAUGACGUGCAAUUGAACUACCAUGCUUGGGAUGUAUCAGGAGGACCCAACUGUACCGCCAGCACCCCAGAGAACUGUUGUCCCUCGGCCCAUCUGAAUUUCCACCCCGGCGGACUUACGGACAUCAACAACGGGACACUGUGUUGGGAGGCCCUCCAUCCUACCAUGAUGUCCUCACCUCACCUCGAGCUUCACAACGCUUACGGCAGAUACCAUCAUAUGCGUGUACACGAGGUGAUGAAG
Homarus americanus (American lobster) is the source of this 2080-nucleotide messenger RNA. RefSeq names its product sucrase-isomaltase, intestinal-like. Gene Ontology annotation, molecular function: alpha-1,4-glucosidase activity; carbohydrate binding. Lineage: Eukaryota; Metazoa; Arthropoda; Malacostraca; Decapoda; Nephropidae. Gene Ontology annotation, biological process: carbohydrate metabolic process. The annotation marks the transcript as partial. The record is from RefSeq and is a predicted model, not a curated record. The transcript has 6 exons.